This is a messenger RNA of Monodelphis domestica (gray short-tailed opossum), 7965 nucleotides long. It is a transcript of the gene NPR3, whose product is annotated as natriuretic peptide receptor 3. Lineage: Eukaryota; Metazoa; Chordata; Mammalia; Didelphimorphia; Didelphidae. Gene Ontology annotation, molecular function: peptide hormone binding; natriuretic peptide receptor activity. The record is from RefSeq and is a predicted model, not a curated record. Gene Ontology annotation, biological process: signal transduction. Gene Ontology annotation, cellular component: membrane.
CUCGAAAUACAAACCCGUUCUCGCAGCUCCAUGUGUGGUAACAGGCUCCUCCGCUACCACACUAUUUAAACUGAGGAUAUGUAUCAAGGAACAAGGGAGAAUCAAUGAGAUCAAACAGGAGGCAGAUGCUCCGUCAAUUACAAGCACUUGGACAAGUUUAACUUUUAUUUUUAUCUUUUGCAAGCAUUCUUUCAAAAACAACCUCAACAACGUCCAAAAAAAGAAGUCACCUUUAGACAAAAUAGUAUAUAGGUGGAAAGAGAAACAUCUCUAUAAUCUCUUACAGGGUCGCAGAUAUAAACUUAAAAACAACAACAACAAAAAGCUGGUGACAUUUCAGAAAAGGGCCCCUUUCCCGUCACUUGACGGUAGAGAGGGAAUUCCGUUUUCUAAGGGCACCCAAGGAGGCUCAGGGACUAAGGAGGUAGAGGAAAGGGGAAGGGAAAGGGAGAGGGAGGGAGAGUGGUGGUGGGAAGAAGAAAGACUAAGGUGAGUGGAAGAGGUAGCACUUCAGCGCAAUGCCAUCCUUUUUGUUACUCAGUUUCUCUUCUUGCGCGGUGCUCAGCUGGGCUCUCCUGGCAAGCGGCGGCGGCAGCAGCACGGGGAACCGAGGCGGCGGGCUCCCGGUGGUGGAGGAGACGCAGAAGAUCCAGGUUCUGGUGCUUCUACCCAAGGACAACGUUUACAUGUUCUCCUUGGCCAGGGUCAAGCCGGCCAUCGAGUACGCUCUGCGGAGCGUGGAAGAAAAUGGGACUAGGCGACAGCUGCUCCCGCAGGGCUACAGUUUCCAGGUGGACUAUCAGGACUCUCACUGCGGCAACCAGGCACUCUUCAGUUUAGUUGAUCGAGUGGCAGUGGCCCUGGGCUCUAAACCAGACUUGAUCCUGGGCCCUGUCUGCGAAUAUGCUGCAGCACCUGUGGCCCGGCUGGCAUCUCACUGGGACCUGCCCAUGCUGUCUGCCGGAGCUCUAGCUGCUGGCUUCAAGCAUAAGGAGAGCGAGUUCUCGCACCUUACCCGUGUAGCACCCGCCUACGCCAAGAUGGGAGAGAUGAUGCUCGCCUUGUUCCGGCAUCACCAGUGGAGCCGGGCUGCCCUGAUCUACAGUGAUGACAAGCUGGAGCGGAACUGUUAUUUCACCCUGGAGGGGGUCCAUGAGGUCUUCCAGGAGGAGGGUUUGCACACAUCCGCCUACAGCUUCGACGAGACCAAAGCCCUAGACGCAGAAGAGAUCGUGCGCUACAUCCAGGCCAGCGAGAGGGUUGUGAUCAUGUGUGCCAACAGCAACACAAUCAGGAACAUCAUGUUAACUGCUCAUCGGCAAGGAAUGACAAAUGGAGACUAUGCUUUCUUCAAUAUUGAACUCUUCAACAGUUCUUCAUAUGGAGAUGGCUCGUGGAAGCGAGGAGACAAACACGACCUUGAAGCUAAGCAAGCGUACUCAUCCCUCCAAACAGUCACUCUACUGAGGACAGUGAAACCCGAGUUUGAGAAGUUUUCCAUGGAGGUAAAAAGUUCUGUUGAGAAACAGGGACUCAAUGAAGAGGAUUACGUUAACAUGUUUGUGGAAGGAUUCCAUGAUGCCAUUCUUCUCUAUGGUCUGGCUUUACAUGAAGUUCUGAGGGCUGGCUAUAGCAAGAAGGAUGGAGGAAAAAUCAUUCAACAGACUAGGAACAGAACAUUUGAAGGUAUUGCAGGACAGGUAUCCAUUGAUGCCAAUGGAGACAGAUAUGGUGAUUUCUCUGUGAUUGCAAUGACUGAUACAGAAGCAGGUACCCAAGAGGUUAUUGGUGAUUACUUUGGAAAACUGGGUCGUUUUGAAAUGAGACCAAAUGUGAAGUUUCCUGGAGGACCUUUAAAAUUGAGAAUAGAUGAAACCAGAGUUAUGGAGCACACAAACUCUUCUCCUUGUAAAUCACGUGGCCUAGAAGAAUCAGCAGUCACAGGAAUUGUUGUGGGUGCCUUACUAGGAGCUGGAUUAUUAAUGGCCUUCUACUUUUUCAGGAAGAAAUACAGAAUAACCAUUGAGAGACGAAACCAGCAGGAAGAAAAUAACAUUGGAAAACAUCGGGAAUUAAGGGAAGAUUCUAUCAGAUCCCAUUUUUCAGUGGCAUAAGGAAAGCCUUCCCAUUCUUCCUUAAAUGCUUUAAGAAGAUGGACGGAAUGAGAAACAUCAGUGUAACAAAAGAGGGGCUCUUGAAGAACUCAUUCUUUUAAACAGUUAGCUCAUUUUGUUCUUAAAUUCUUUAGAAGCUCAGGAAUGAUUUACUAAUCACAUUAUGCCACAUGGCCUUUCAUCUCAUGACAAGCAAAUAUAAGGAUGAAGUGUUAUUCUAUAAGAUAUUCUUAUUUGUUUAGAGGGUCUAUGGAUAUGUUUAUGGUUCUUAAGUCUGAUAUCUCUAAAAUUUGGUGGCUCUACCAGUCAUGUCGAGCAAGGAUAUAAAGCUGUGGUUUCUUGGACUGAAAAACUUCCUUAUGACUAGUAUAAAAACAUCUUUACUUAUAGAUUAAUCUUGGAAAUGAUUUAACAUUCAAAACUCUCUUAAUGAAAAAUUGAAAGGUUCAAAAAAUAACGUUCCUCUCUAUAGCUGGUAGGCAGUUUUGAAGGUCAGUAUUGAUUUGUCCUUCUGCCAAUAUGUGCUAUCAGAUUCUAAUUACAAGUCUAAAAUGAAGAUCCCCCUUUCCAGGGGAAAAUAAAGUGUAAAUACUAAAGAGGUGUGAGAAGUUUUGUACAGGAAACAACUAUUAUGAGCUUUUUUUAAAUUACCAGGGAGAGGGGAGGGGAUGGAGAAGCUGGAAAUCUAUUCAACAAUAGCAUUUCCUUUUAGUUUUUUUUACCUUUUUCUUUUGAUGUUAGGAAACACCUAUUUUCUCACAUAUGUUUAACAUUUUAAAAUAGGAGAAGUAUGAAAUAUUUUUAAAACAUGGAAAAGGGCAUCAAGCUAUAAAGCUACAAAACAAUGAGUUCUUGCUAUAUAGAUGCUGAAAGGCACAUUUUUUCUUCUUCUCCUUUCCCUUGGCCUUAAAUGAAAGUGAGUUGAUUCCUUAAUGAUGAAGAAGCAGAAAUGGAGUCCCUUUUAAACUCCAAACAAUUGAUGUAUCAGUACAUCAGCCACUGAAAGCAGGUUACCGUAGUGGCAAAUAAACCCUUCCAACCAGUACCCAAAAGAAAGUAGAGAUGGACUUGGGGAUCAAUGUCUAUAAAUAAAGGAAAGAAUGUAAGUUUUGUAAUUAAAAGGAUGCAACUUUUCUUUCUGGAGGUCAAUUUGUAACCUAACACUAGAGGACAACUUCUAGAGGAUAAUUUAUUUAUCACCUAAGGUAUAAACCCAUAACAACGUGUUACAUAUAAGUUAUAAAUAUAGUGAAAGAUUAUAAUAAGCUAUAUUCAACUUUGAUACCAAAAGGUAAUCAUUAAAAUACAUUGAAAUAUUUGGUAAAUGCAAGAAUGUAAAUAUCUCCUAUGACCCUCCAACUAUGCCCAUGAAUCCUUAUGUUUUUUCCUAGUAAUUCUUGUUUAGCAGCUAGAUAGAUAUGGUAUUGGGAUUUCGUUCAAUUGAUUAAAUUUUCCCAGGCUUCCCAGUGCAUGCUUAGCACUGUCCAUAGAACUAUUCAUAGAGAUUUAGUUGUCAAGAUUCCAUUUUAGCUCCUCAGUUAGGAGAAAUAAAAAUCCCAGAAAGCUGGAAUUGUUUUUGCAUGUCUACAUCACAAAAAUGGAUAUUUUUGCAAAUAGGAUCUUUCUUCUGAAAAAUUCUGGGUAUUUGAUAAAUAUCUUGCUAUUCAUUCUGCCAUACAUUGAAAAGAGAACAAAUCACUGCUCCUCAUUUUAGGAGAGAGAAGUUUCUGUCUGAAAUUAUAAUAAUAAUCAGGUUUUAACUCGCAGAAUAGAAUAAAUUUUACCCAAAACUCGAAUUCCAUGUAACUUAGCCCAUGGCUUACUUUCCUUAAGAGCUUUUGCCUUUGUUUUUUGGAACUGUGCCCCCCCCCAUUUUUAAAUAAGAUGAAGAUAGCCAGCAGACAUGGAAAAGAAAUUUCCCCACCUUCUAAUUUCAUGUACUGACAAAAUUCCUUCAAAAUUUCUGGUUAUAUUCACACUUACAGUAGAGCCCUAAAUAUAACAAAAACUAUUUAGAAAGAAGGUAACUAAGGCAAGUGCUAAGAUUGGCUUGAAGGAAAUGAGACUUUUUGAAUGAGAUGCUGAAAUAAUAACACAAACAGAUGCAAAAGCAGCCAUCAUUUAGUGCCUCACAAAAAGUGAAAAUGAUAUUGAAAGAUUUACACCCUUAGCAUUUCUGUGAACCCAAGAGAACAUAUGUUUGUUGUGAUUAUUUACAGACAUUUUGCAUAAAGAAGUAACAGAGUAUCAGAGCAAUUUUUCAUGAUCUCCUUGAUCUUGUCUGUUGCUAUAUCUGUAUAUGAUUGGUAAAAUAUAUCCAUGUAAAUUUGUACCAUGUGAGCAGAAUCUAAAAAAAAAAAAAUUCUGCAUAGCGAUCUGGUCCAUAAGUCAUUUGAAAUCCAUCUUAAAGAGUUUUUGCCUUCUUCAGAAUAUGGGGAGGCCUAUUCAUUUGAUCACGCAGACUCAUUUUAUCUGUCAUUUUUAGAACAGGGUAGAGAAAUAUUUCCAAACUUCCAUAUCUAGAUCCAGACUGAAUUUCUUUAGGAAUUAGAGAAAAUUUGUGUUCAGAAUUAUCAAAACCUAGUCCAGAAUAUGAGAAAAUAUCUUAAAUGUUAGUCUUGCAUCUUUAAAUGUCAUUCUAAUUGAGUCUUAAAGUGGUUCUCUUGAACCAAAAUCUCCUUGCUCAUUAAAAUGACUGAUCAGUUGUCUCUUACUGAGCCACAAAGAGAACCACAUCUGUGUUUUGUGAAUGGGAAGACACUCACAAAGAGGUCAAAUGUCUUGCCCAAAGUUACACAACAAAUCAGAAUUAAGUCCCUUGAGAUUCUGAUUUUUGGUUUAGGAUCAAAACUGAUAAAUUUUACUAUUAUGCUUAUGACUCCAUAAAUUCGCAUUCAUUCUCUUCCAGCAUUCUCUUUCCAAAUUUCACAACAAAUGGAGUUUGGAUUUUUAAAUCACCUUUGUAAAAUUUUAUCAUAUGUUUUAUUUUUUAAAAGGUACUAAUUUUUAGUGUUUUCCAGACUGGCCACAGAUACAUUACUGGUAAUAAUGAACAAAAUAAACAUAAUUAUUCUUGGCUUUGGAAAAAAUAACAUUUUUAUUAUUUAUCUAUCACCAAUCUAUUCAGAUGGUGCUUUAGGUAAAGGAAGUUUUUCAGCUCUUCAACAAAUUGCCUUUAAGAUCCCCAAAGUAUAGACAACCCUUUGAAUUUCUUUGGAGAAUCAGCAGCCUAUAUUUCCUGGAGCCAUAAACUCAUUUCCAAAUUCCUAGAAACAAUUCUUUACAUUUCAGACUCUUUUUAGAAAGGGUAGAGAGGUUGGAAGGAGGCUUCCUUUUCCCAGGCUUGCCAAUGAAUGGCUUUUCUUUUCCUUCUCAUCAAAAUGCCAUGAUUCCUUUCAGAAUUUCUUAUUGCUUUCCUUUUUCUUUCUAACUUAUGGGUUCAUUGAUUUAUUUGGUCAUAGAGCUUGUUCAGUCGCCACCCCAUCCAAGCCCUUCUUAUGUCAUAGAUGCCCCCAGAAUCAUUGAACUAGAAGGGACUUUAUGAAUUUGGUGCAAGCCUCAAUCCCUCCCUCUCUUCUUCUUUUUUACAAAUGAGGAACAACUGAGACCCAGAGAAAGGAAAUGGUUUUCUGAGAAUCCUUUUGUAAAUGCUUUCUGCUGGUUCUAAAAAAAAAUCCUUAUGAGAUUUGAAUUUUUAAAAUUAAUUUGUCUAACUUGAAAAUCUACAUCCAGUCAAAGACAAGACUUUCGAAAAUACCUUGGAGAGAAGGGAAUACAUUGCCUAAUGACCUCCUGUUAAAUUAGCAUACACAAAUAGUUCAUGGAGGUGUCCUUAGAAAAGAAAUAGACAAUGAUGUCAAAUUCAUGAAUGUUAAGAAGCACACUACUUGUAUAGAUGUAGAUGAUUAAUAUUAAAGUAGAAUGAAUAUAUAGCAAUGUUCUUUGGCAACAGAGUAAAUUGAUAUAUUGCCUGGAAAUGGUAAAAAUAAUGUCACACAAAAUAAUGGCAGUUCAAUUAAAGGUGUGUGGUAGUUUAUUUUAAUCUAUUCUACUUGAUAAGUCAACUAAUAAUGAACCAAAUUCUAUUGCAGAGUUAAGUAAUGAGAAAAGAUAAUCCUCUACUUGAGUUGAGAAAUUGGAAGAGGGGAAUGAGAAAUAAUAGUUUGUUAGAGUUUUUGCCUUUCUACCACCCCUUUAAACUAGUUUAACACCAAUGGUUUGAUCCCCAAUAGCUCUUCUGAGGAGAUAAGCAGCAAUGAACAUGUCAGGGCUUAUAGCAAAAAUCAGAAAAAGGGAGAGUUGCAGGUAUUCAUGGGAAGAUCAGCCAAUGAAAGAGGUUGCGAUGGUGCCAGAUUAUAGGUACUCCACCCCAUUCAUAGAUGACAUUAAAGGUAACCUCAGCAUCUUGCCUAUGCAGGUAAAAACUUGCAACUCAAACAUGCAUGCUUUUUGAAAGAAGAAAAGAUGAAACAUUCAAGGCUUUUAGGAAUCCUUAAACUAACUCUAGACAAGCUUUUGGAGUAAUGUAAAUCAAUCUUUCCUAGAUAUGGAAAGAAACUAAGCUCUUUGACUUUCAAAUACUUUAAUAGUAAAGAUAGACUUUACAGGUAUCUCUUCUAAUGGAGAUGCUCAAAAGCUAGAUUUUGGUAUAAAAUGACUCUCAAAGGGUGCUAGAUUGGACUCUGUUCAAAUUUCUCAUUAACCACUAAUUCUAUAACAAAGGCAAAAUAGUAUUCUAGACAAUCUAAUAUUUUUAUGUGAACAUUUUAAGUUAUGACAUUUAAGACUCAGAAUAGAUUCAAUAUGAAUGGAGCAUCAGAAAUCAAAAUCCUUACAUUUGGUAAUUCUUUGAUGUUUCAGGUAUUGGAUAACUGUUAGAAUAAGCAAAAAAAAACCUAGUUUAGUUGUUCAAAAUUGCUAAGUUAUUUGGCACGGGGGGAAAUUCACCAUUUGCCAACUGUAAAGCAUAAUUUUGAAUUACAUAUAGGGACUCUAUUCAUUAGGGAAUGCAUUAAAAGUGGGCAGAAGAUAGCAAGACCUGAGGAGGUUUGAGAUUUUGAUAUCAUGUCCUAUUUAUUCAAUGUCCAAGUUAAGAAAAUGUUGCCUGAGAAUGUGUUUUAUUCUUAUUAGUGUGAUAAGAGUUCUUCUGAAAAUCCUGAAGAUACAACUAUUUCGAUUUGGCCUUCAUAGCAAUGUGAUGUAUCAUAGAACUAAUGACUUGUUUCCAUUCAUAAGGCAUAUAAGUGAAACCAAAAGGGAAUCAGAAUAGAAAUUGUAGAUGUAUAACUGGCCCCUUCUUUUGGUUGAUACUGUUCAUCCUUAAAUGAAACACAGACACAGUUACAAGAAAUGCAAUUCUGAUUACCCACUCUCAGGCUGGUAGGGAGAGAAAGCCAAAGCUGCACAUCUACAUCCUGUGCAUUGUACCAAUGUAAGUAGAACUAUCUGCAUAUAAUGUGGUUUAAUUUAUUGUUAUUUUGUGUAGAAAGUAUCAAUGACUAUGGACAUAACCUCUGUUUAUUUGUGUGAUAUAUUUUAUUUCUGGUGCAAGUUGAGCAUUGAAAGUAUCUACUUCAUUUGCCAUGUCAACUUGUGUGUAUAUGUUCUUGUAAAUGUUUCUAUUAAGCAAGAAUGUCACAUACCCAGAGUAUAACAAUAUGUUCACAUUAAAAAAUAUCCUACUACAGAGAACUUAAAAUGAUUACUUUUUCCCCCUGAUUUUGACCCAACAGCUUCAAAUGAUGCACAAUGUACACAGUCACUAUUAAGAUGCUCCCCUUUGAACUGGUUUUGGUAAAAACAUUAGCCAUAAUGGACAACAAUGAAUUAAAAUGUGUGUGUCACUCAACAA